GUGUAUUUCUAAAAUUUGUAAUCAGAAAAGAAUAACAUGGAAGUUAUGUGCACGGCAUCUUAUCCAGUAGCCAACUUGGCCGGAAAUGCAAUUCCGGCUGAACCGUAUCGUGUAAAAGCUACAAUCUUUAGGAGACCCAAUGGGCUUUCCUUCUCUGGCCCAUCAAAUAUGUUUGAAAAAUCUGUUUCCUUGAGCUCUUUCAGAAGCUUUUCCACUUUUUCCCCCAUGGCUAUUGGCUCGAAUACAAGUGAAGAUACAGAUGAUAUGUAUGACGACUUAUUUAAAAAAUAUGGGAAAGUUGUCUAUACGAGAAAUGAUCAGAAAUCUCCUAUAGCAGAAGUUGAUGAUGAUGCUGAAAGCUUGGCGUUUGCUGUAGCAGCAGCCAAGGUUGCAAGUGAUGCGAAGGCUGGGGAUAUUAGGGUUCUCUUCGUGAAGCCUCUGGUGUACUGGACUCGGUUUUUUAUAAUUACCACCGCAUUUUCUCGCCCUCAAAUUGAGGCUAUUCGUCAUAAAAUAAAAGACCUGGCCGAGAAUGACUACCGGAGGGAGGUAACUGGUGAUGCGAAGCCCAACUCAUGGACAUUACUGGACUUUGGUGAUGUAGUUGUCCACAUAUUUCUUCCAGAACAGCGAGCUUACUACAACCUGGAAGAGUUCUAUGCCAAUGCUACUCAAAUUGAGCUUCCAUCUGAAAACAGACGACCAUCUAAUACUUGAAAUCAGAAAUUGGAACUCGCUGUUAUGGUUUUGGGGUGGUGUUCCCUACUGAGUGGUGGCAGUAUCGUCUAUAUCUGGUACGUAAUCUGAGAUCAGAGUCAUCCAUAACAGUUGUGCAGUGCAGACUAUGGCUUGUCAUCAAUUUCCUAGCCAGCCAUGCUAGCCAAUAUGAUAAAUAGAGGAUUGGAAUUGAAAUUUGUUUGUAAGAUCUUUUGUGGCCUUUGCAUCUGAUCUGUAAUUAGAUUCUUAGGAAGAUUAUCGCAAGGCUCUCCCAAACCAUAGAAUAGUCAAGACUACUGUGAUAGGGUAUUAGGUGUAUUUUGAUCUACUUAUAUUUAUUGGAACAUGAACUUUCUUUACCAUUACUUUCAAUGUUAUUCACAGACUAGUGAGCACUGUUAAAAUUUUUCA
Messenger RNA from Daucus carota subsp. sativus, 1128 nucleotides. Its product is annotated as protein Iojap, chloroplastic. The transcript has 5 exons. The record is from RefSeq and is a predicted model, not a curated record. Gene Ontology annotation, molecular function: ribosomal large subunit binding. Gene Ontology annotation, biological process: negative regulation of ribosome biogenesis; negative regulation of translation. NCBI's taxonomy places the organism in Eukaryota, Viridiplantae, Streptophyta, Magnoliopsida, Apiales, Apiaceae. The coding region runs from base 37 to 717 and encodes 226 amino acids.